This is a messenger RNA of Misgurnus anguillicaudatus (oriental weatherfish), 3884 nucleotides long. It is a transcript of the gene abcd1, whose product is annotated as ATP-binding cassette, sub-family D (ALD), member 1. Gene Ontology annotation, biological process: very long-chain fatty acid catabolic process; long-chain fatty acid import into peroxisome; peroxisome organization. NCBI's taxonomy places the organism in Eukaryota, Metazoa, Chordata, Actinopteri, Cypriniformes, Cobitidae. The record is from RefSeq and is a predicted model, not a curated record. Gene Ontology annotation, cellular component: peroxisomal membrane. Gene Ontology annotation, molecular function: long-chain fatty acid transmembrane transporter activity; ATP binding; ATP hydrolysis activity.
ACAGAUUGAACUGAACUCCACCUAUCGGCUCACUUCAAUGUGACUGUCAGCGCUAUUUGUCUUCACUGUGAAACCCGGUGGGGCAUCUGAUGGCGAUUUACGCGUGGACUCAACGAAACACGGCGCUAUUCGGACCGUUUGGGUGUUUCAGUGAUAAACACCGCAUAUGAUCUUCACGAUGAAGGUCUGUCAGCUUUCACAUCUGCUUUAAAAUGACCUCUGUGAAGAUCAGGAGAACCGGAGAAAAGUUCAUCUGACGAACUUCACGCGCAUUAGCCAGCGCCGCUAGCUGACUUUAAACGACACUUCUUUUUUAACAUACAAACGCUGUUUAAUUCAUUCACAAUGAAGAUGUAAAGAUAUGUAAAUAGUAUUUAUAGUCACUUUUACAAUGACUACGUUUUAAGUUUAGCUGUUGUUCGUGUUUAGUGCGGUGUUAGCUUGAGAGUUGCUAACUUAGCUGUUUCUGUCAACUACCUCUUUAGUCAGAACAUGCUGGUUUCGUGAAUAUUUUACGUUGAUUUAACCACAAAACAGUAACAGUAUUGCGAUUUAUUGCUGUUUAUGUCAUCUGAAAAGAUUGUUCAGAAAGUUUUUUCCUCAAAGUUUACUCGGACGUUUUUCUGAGGAAAUGCAAAUAUACACAAAUGCUAUUUGUUAACAUACAGGAAGAUAAUACAGAGAAAUAAAAUAUAAAUGCUUAAGUUUUAGCUUAUGUUAAAGUCAACUUUUGUGUCAGAGCAAACUGUCGCGAUCUCUUAUGUGACGUCAUAGGGGGACGCGAGGCUUUACAUGCAGCUCUCCAUGCUGUUAUAUAAACAUUUAUUAUAUAUUUUAUCUUACGGGUUGCUAACAUUUGAAAGUUAGUUUACACACAUAGCUGUUCAACAAGCUUACUAGCAUUACAUUUCCUUUCAUUUUGAAUGAUCUAGUAUCAAUAAGCUACAAAAACAUGUCUGUGUAUUCAAAACUGCCUUCACAGCUGCAAAAGCCUCUUGCAAGAAAGGCCUUACUCCUCCUGGUUGCUCUAUAUGGGGCCAAAAAACUUUCUCCUUAUAUAUAUGGCAGACUAAAAGGAAAGACUAGUAAACAACAAAAAGCCUCUGACCCGGUUACCUCCAACGGAGAAGCCCUCGAAGUUGCGGAGGCGAGGAAAAAGAAAAGGGGUCCAGCUGUGAACCGAGAAUUCUUGGAGAGGUUGAUUCAUCUCCUGCGAAUUCUCUUUCCCCGGUUUUUCUGCAAAGAACUCGUCCUGCUCGGUUUCCACUCUCUCGCCCUCAUCUCGCGCACUUUCCUGUCCAUUUACGUGGCAAACCUAGAUGGCCACAUCGUGAAAACCAUCGUGAAGAAAGACCCGAGGGCGUUUGUGGUGGAGUUAGCCAAAUGGCUGCUCAUCGCCAUUCCCGCAACUUUCGUAAACAGUGCCAUACGAUAUUUGGAGGGUCAGCUCAGUCUGGCCUUUCGCACCAGGCUGGUCACCCAUGCCUACAUGCUGUAUUUCAGCGAUCAGACAUACUACCGCGUCAGCAACAUGGACGGCAGGCUGGCGAACCCUGACCAGUCCUUGACAGAAGAUAUGGUCAUGUUUGCGGCCUCUGUGGCUCAUCUGUACUCGAACCUCACCAAGCCCAUUCUCGACGUGGUGGUGACUUGUUACACGCUUCUGAAAACCGCCGAAUCGAAAGGUGCCAACACUACAUGGCCCUCAAUGAUAGCUGGCAUCGUGGUGGCGCUCACUGCCAAGGUCCUGCGAGCUUUCUCGCCUCGCUUUGGUAAACUGGUGGCUGAGGAAGCGAGAAGAAAAGGAGACCUGAGAUACAUGCAUUCACGCAUUAUCGCCAAUUCAGAAGAGAUCGCCUUCUACGGCGGUCAUAAGAUCGAGAUGUUGCAGCUGCAGAGGAGCUACACGGCGCUGUCCGAGCAGAUUAACCUGAUACUGUUUAAGAGGUUGUGGUACGUCAUGUUGGAGCAGUUCCUCAUGAAGUAUCUCUGGAGUGCUUCAGGUCUGGUUAUGGUCGCUGUGCCCAUCAUCACUGCUACCGGAUACUCUAAAUACGAUUCAGAGGAUGUGAAGCAGGCAGCAUUGGUGAUGAAGGAGGAGGAUUUGGUAAGCGACCGCACGCAGGCCUUCACCACAGCCCGAAACCUUCUGAACGCUGCUGCUGACGCUGUAGAGAGGAUCAUGAGCUCGUACAAGGAGGUCACAGAACUGGCUGGAUAUACGGCCCGUGUGCAUGAGAUGUUUGCCGUGUUUGAGGAUGUGCGUGUCGGGGUGUACCGGCGCUCGGCUGCAGAUAUAAAGCCAGAGACGAGCGGAGCCCAAGAAGUUAAACACGGCGUGAGGGUGGAGGGAGCGCUUCAGAUCAGAGGUCAAGUGAUUGAUGUGGAGCAAGGCAUCAAAUGUGAAAACCUGCCCAUAAUAACCCCAACAGGAGAUGUGGUGGUAUCCUGCCUGAACAUCCAGGUUGAAGAAGGAAUGCAUUUGCUGAUCACAGGACCCAAUGGUUGCGGUAAAAGCUCUCUGUUCAGAAUCCUGAGCGGUCUGUGGCCGGUUUACAGCGGCGUUCUCUACAAGCCUUCACCUGAGCACAUGUUUUACAUACCUCAAAGGCCUUACAUGUCUGUGGGAAGCCUGCGAGAUCAGGUCAUUUAUCCUCAUUCAGUUGAAGAGAUGAAUGAGAAAAACAUCACAGACAAACAUCUGGAGGACAUCCUUAAAACUGUGAACCUUUGCUAUAUCCUGGAAAGAGAAGGAGGAUGGGAUGCAGUUAACGACUGGAAGGACGUGUUGUCUGGAGGAGAGAAGCAGAGGAUGGGCAUGGCCAGGAUGUUUUACCACAAACCCAAAUACGCUCUCCUGGACGAGUGCACGAGCGCUGUGAGUAUUGAUGUGGAAGGGAAAAUCUUUGAAGCUGCAAAGGAUGCUGGGAUUGCGCUACUGUCUAUUACACACCGCCCUUCUCUCUGGAAGUACCACUCCCACCUGCUGCAGUUUGACGGCGAGGGCGGCUGGCGCUUCGAGAAACUGGACGCCUCCACGCGUAUCUCCCUGCAAGACGAAAAGCUUCGGCUGGAGACGCAGCUCUCGGGAAUUCCCAAGAUGCAGCAGCGCCUGGUGGAGCUGUGCCGCAUUCUGGGGGAGGACAGCAGCCUGCCGAGCACGGAGGAGGUGGAGGAGAGAGAGCAACAGCAGGAGGAGGAGGAGGAGGAGGAGGGAGAGGGGAUGUCUGCUGCUGGAAAAGGCAAAGGCCUUAUGGAGUGAUUAGCAGACAGAUGUAUUCAAGGCCAGGGAGGGUGAGGGAUACGAGACAGCUGCCAGCACGAGCAGGUGCGACUGUUGAUGAAAGCACCUAUGAAAGCCGUUCCUCUGGCUUGUUAUCGCUUUUCUCUGAAGAAUUCUCUGGAAAUCUUUGGGACCUGUGCGUCAGUGUUUGUCUUUAGGGAAAAAGUGCGAGUGAAGUUUGAAGCUCUUAUUCUUCUGUGUCUACUGUGCACUUAUGCAUCGAUGGUAGAUGCUGUAGUUGAAAUCCGUGCCAUGUUUUACUGCAAAAAAAUCUUCGGUAUAUAUGAUGAUGAUGAUAUAACCGUAAUUGUUUUUAUCAUAGAUAUGGACUAUUAUUGCAUGUAUAUUGCCGUUUCACGCUAUAGAAAGCUCUGUCUAAAAGAUUUGUUUUGUGGGUGUUGAAAGAACCGUGUCUGUUUAAAUCAGAGCGGGAAUCCAGCAAAUUGGAUUUCCAAAAGCACAACUGCCAGCUGGAUUGCCGAAUUGGGUUUUUAAAAACCUUUUUGACAUCUUUAAUGGAUGUCUAUAUUAGUUUGUUGAAUUUAUCUCAGUUUUGAGGUGCACAAUGAUGUUCACAGGCACUUACAUGUGAAUCAGAAAA